AGCUUUCCGCCUGGCCUUGGCGCGAAAAGAACGGCCGGCCGGAGGCCGAGGGCUGGAGCCAUGCUGUGGCUGCUGCUGCUGGUGCCUGUGGCCCGCGCGCAGACUGCGAACGAUGUGGCGUUCAUGCGGAGUCAGCCAUUGGGGUGCUUCAGUCGAGGCUAUCACUUCACUCAGUACAUUCCCAACACCAACAUCAACACCACCAGCCUCAAGCUGUGCCAGGAGCACUGCCAGUACGUGCCGGGCUGUGCAAAGUUCACCUAUAAGGCCUUCUACGGAGAGUGUUGGUUCGCUGACGCGAACGCGGUGGAAGCACCGACGGGCUCUUCGUAUUUAAUCAUGGGCUACAAGACCUGCAGCCAGCAGGACAUGCAGAUGCCGGGUAGGUGUAGAACCGAGACGCCGGGCAACGGCUUCCCCGGCCAGACGGCGCAAGCCUCCGACUUGGCUUGGCCAGGCGGCAAGCAGCCCAGCAAUUUGGAGUGCUGGCCGAAAGAGUGGGACGGCGCACCGGCCCCCUGCAAGGAGGUGUCGGUCCUAGACGACACCAAGAACGGCUGGCCCGGGAAGUGCUCAGGUCUUGUUGAGAUCCCACAUGUGAACGGCACCGAGUGUGGUGAGAACUGCCGACAACAGUCGACCUGCCAGUCUUGGCAGAACACUGUCUACUACAGCUGCUGGCAAGGGCUGGGCAAGGACUGCUUUGUGAGGAGCAACUUUGUGCCGCGAGAGGCGCAGAGGCUGCAACAUGGCUCCGUGCGCGUGCUGAAGGACCUCACCGGCAUGCAGAUCGUGGGCCUUUGGAAGGGCUUUGACAACAGCGAGGGCUUUUUUGAGAACAGCGCGGAUGCUGUCCUCUUUUGCAAGCACAUGUGCUACUCAGACGUCCGAUGCCAGUACUGGACCUACGCCCCCAACUUUGGGUGCUGGCUAGAGGAUGCUGCUCAGGAGUACUCGCCGCCCUACCCGCUGACGCUGGACGCGGCGCGUCGGGACACAGACUACGCAAAGGACUGCGUGGCCGGCGAGUACAUCCAGCACUUUUGCGCCGACGCCGUCCAGCAGAGGCUGACGGAUAACCUGCCGAAGCUGACGGAUUGUGCUGAGCGAGGUUACCGAUAUGAGCCGCCUUCCAUGUUUCUGUCACCCAGGACGGUAGAGCCAAACUGGGAGUCCUGCAAAUCUCGGUGCGAGAUGACGCUCUUCUGCGAGCACUUUGUAUAUUGGCCCGAUGGCGGCUGCCAUACCUCUGGCUCCGACUCACGCCGGGUGGUUGCGGAGAACUUCGAGGUCAUCUCAGGACCCAUCAAUUGCGUCACGACCACGAUAUCACCUGCCGAGUCCUGGGUCCAAGCAGUUACCACCGCUUCUCCAGUAGGCAUGGACCAGCCCGGGGUGGCCGGCGCCGGGGCCGGCGUCGCCGGGGCUGGGGCCGUGGCCGGGGUCGGCAUUGGGGUAGCCGGCGCCCACGCCCCGGCGGAAACCGCCCACAUGGCGGAGAUCCAAAUCCCGCUGCACGGGCUGGAGGUGGGCCAGCUGUCGGCCCCAGAGAAGCAUUUGCUGGAGGGGCGGUAUGCAGCGGCUAUUGCUCAGACCCUUGACAUCCCCAUCACUGAGGUGAAAGAAGGUCCCGACUCCAACGCUCUCGACUCGCAGGUUCGGCUGACGCCCAUGGCCGGCGGGGCCGCACUCACGGCCUGGACGCUGAACAUGCCCCUCACUAGCUCGGAUACCUCACAGCUGGCGGCGAAGCUCAAGACGCCGGCGUUGGUGGAGAACCUCAAGGUGGCCACCACCCAGGCGACGCUGCCCGCCAGCGCCCUGCCAGGUCUCAACGUCGAGGUGGGCGAGCCUGAAGUGGGCAGUCGGGAACACCCGUUGAAGCCUUUCAAGGAGGAGCCGGGCUUCUGGUCCCAGUGGUGGCCUCUUCUGCUGGCCGUCGCCAUUGCUGCCUGCAUCGCAGGCUUCAUGUUCAUGCACUACCAAGCGAAUCAGUCAGACAAGUACUCGAGUGUGUCGAAGAAGGACAAGCGUUUGGUCAUGGACGGCCGGGGUGUGUCGCAAGACUCAGAGAUGAUGCUCAAAGACUUUGGCACGGAGAGCUCCCAAGGCUCAUACCAGCCCUCCUACCAGCAGAGCUCUAUGCCUCCGCCGCCGCCGCCGGCCUACUCCGGGGGCUACUCAGGCAGCACAGGCAUGCCGACUCCGAUGCCAUACCGGUCCCAGCCGGGCUACAACUACGCUUGAGGCUCGCGUGACGCGUGAGACACGCGCCCGCGCGGAGAUGGGGUCGUUGGCUGGAAGAUGGCCAAGACCGGCGCCUCGAAACGGGUUGCAUAUGGUCGAGUCACAAGUCGGUCUCAUGCUAGUUCCAGUGUUGCGACCCAAUGCAACCCUUGAGCAGAGUUGGAAUGGAACUUUUGCGCUCGGCACAGGCCGGAGCUUGUAGAUAGUUGGUCUUUCGGGCCAAGGUAUCACUAUGCCACAGGCAGCAGGUCUAGCCUGAACCGAAGAAGAUCAGAAAGAUUGCCAAGGCUUCAUGCUAAGACCCGCCCUUCAGGUCCGGU
This is a messenger RNA of Effrenium voratum, 2567 nucleotides long. Lineage: Eukaryota; Dinophyceae; Suessiales; Symbiodiniaceae. The record is from the annotation of a GenBank genome assembly.